GUUGUCUCAUAACCAUGAUAUUUUGCAAGUCUAGAAAUUAUUCUGCAGUAUUGGAAAUUAUUCUACAGUAUUGGAAGUGCAGAAAAUGUAAUAAAAAUGGUGGUUUCUAGGUAUUUUUGGUGUAUAUGGGGAGGGGUCGAGAAUGAAGGAUGUUUCAGAGGAAAAUGAAGCUUUCGGCUACCUUCCCCUGGUCUUUGCCCUUGUCUUAAUGAUAAUUAUGGCAAUAUGGUAUUAUGUGUACCAGAAAAGAUACUUGUUUGAGCUUGAGCAUAAGGUCUCUGGGGAAUAUAUUGGACAACCGGCUGAAAAUCCAGCAAUAAGCAGGGUGCCAGGAAUGGGGCUUUUCUACUUUGAGCUUGUGCAGGGGAUACCUCCAAUUUUUCCUCAUUUCAUUGCUCAAGUCCCCUCCAUUCAUUCAGUUCUAGUGUUUGUCUCGACCAAGAAGAUUCCUGUUACCAGAGUUGCAUUGGAGGAGAGGUUUAUGUUCAGACAGGUGAAGCCAACAGAGUACAAGAUGUUCCGCUGUGUGGUAAGGUAUGGCUAUAUGGAUGUCGUGGGGGAACCUGAGGUGUUUGAGCGCCAGUUAGUUGAACACUUGAAGGAAUUCAUCCGCCAUGAGUGCUUCCUUGCUGGAGGAAAUAAUAAACCACCUGAAUCUGUAGAUGAAUCAAUGCAACAACAGAUGAAUCAAUGAGUUCCCUGCUUAUUGCUGGAUUUUCAGCCAGUUGUCUAAUGUAUUCCCCAGAGACCUUAUGCUCAAGCUCAAACAAGUAUCUUUUCUGGUACACAUAAUACCAUAUUGCCAUAAUU
Molecule: messenger RNA, 810 nt
Organism: Rubroshorea leprosula
Lineage: Eukaryota; Viridiplantae; Streptophyta; Magnoliopsida; Malvales; Dipterocarpaceae
Source: the annotation of a GenBank genome assembly